Molecule: messenger RNA, 552 nt
Organism: Geodia barretti
Lineage: Eukaryota; Metazoa; Porifera; Demospongiae; Tetractinellida; Geodiidae
Source: the annotation of a GenBank genome assembly
AUGCGAAUCGUGUUUCUAGGACCUCCUGGCGCCGGCAAAGGGACGCAGGCCGCCAUUCUGACCGAGAAACUCGGUUACGUACACCUUUCGACUGGCGAUUUGAUCAGAGACGAGAUGACUCGUGAAACCGAACUGGGCAAGUUCGCCAAGACCUUUUAUGACAAGGGCGAUUUGGUUCCCGACGAAACCGUGAUCGACAUGAUCAAAGCCCGCUUGGCCGAAACCGAAAACGUUAUCCUAGAUGGUUUCCCGCGCACUGUUAUCCAAGCUGCAUCUUUGGACGACCAACUGGCCACAGCCGGCGUGUCCCUAGACAAGGUCAUCUUCUUCAACGUUGAUGUCGACGAACUGAUUGGCCGGCUCGAAAAACGCCGUGAAAUCGAAGGUCGUGUCGACGAUGAACCGGAAGCGAUUCGGAAUCGCAUGGGCGUCUACAACCGCGAGACAGCGCCGGUGGUCGAUUACUAUCGUGACGGCGGUCGAGUGAUUGAGGUGGAUGCCUUGGGCACGAUAAACGAUGUACAAGAACGUUUGAUGGGUGCUGUUGCUUGA